This is a messenger RNA of Linnemannia hyalina, 1311 nucleotides long. The record is from the annotation of a GenBank genome assembly. NCBI's taxonomy places the organism in Eukaryota, Fungi, Mortierellomycota, Mortierellomycetes, Mortierellales, Mortierellaceae.
AUGCCAAAGGACAUUCAGACACCUCCAGGCACAGGUCAUGUCGGCACAAUGACCCCCGACCAGAACGAGCUCCUCAAGGAGAUGUGGUCCCAGAUCUUCAGCAUCGCAGACUCGGGCACCGUCAACGUCCCCACUGAUAUCCUCACCGCUACCGAGACUGCGUCUGCUGGUUCUGAGACUGCGUCUAUAAAGUCCAAGACGGCCACCAAGAAGGGCUGGUUCGGCACCUCCAAAGCUGCAUCUCCAGCUGUUGCUGCUGGUGAGGAUACUCCUUCGGUGCGUGUUAACCUUACCGACAUCGGUCUCUCGGUCGAGCAGCUGCGACCUGCCCUUUGGAACAACAUCCUCGGCGAUCAUCCAGGUAUUCGCGCAGAUUCUCUGUUGUUGCGAUUCCUGAGGGCGCGUAAGUGGAAUGUCAAUAACGGGAUGACCAUGAUCCUCAAGGCGUUCAAAUGGAGACUCGAGGAUGACAUCGAGGAAGUCAAGUCAAAAAGCGAGGACGAGCUCGACGCCAAGUACCGAGGAUUCCGCCUGCAGAUGGAGCUCGGAAAGUCCUUCGUCCACGGCACCGACAAGGAGGGUCGCCCCAUCGUCUACAUCAACGUUCGUCUCCACAAGCCCGCCGACCAGGACGCCAAGGCGCUGGAAAAGUUCACAAUCUAUGUCAUGGAGGUCGGCCGUUUGAUGAUCCAGCCCCCUGUUGAAACCGCUUGCUUGGUCUUUGAUAUGACUGGAUUCGGACUCUCCAACAUGGAUUACAACUUUGUCAAGUUCUUGGUCCAGUGUUUCGAGGCCUACUACCCCGAGUCACUUGGAAUUCUGGUUAUCCACAAGGCUCCUCUGGUCUUCUGGGGUGUCUGGAAAAUCAUUGAGCCCUGGCUGGACCCCGUCGUCGCUUCCAAGAUCCGCUUCACCCGUAGCGACAAGGAACUGACUGACGUGAUCGAGGCCGAGCGUCUCCCCAAUAAGUACGAAGGAGGAAAGGACCAGUUCACAUACCAAUACAUCCCCGUGCAGACUGGCGAGAACGAUCGCAUGAAGGACGCCGAGACCAAGGAGCGACUCUUGGACGAGUGGAAGUCUCAUAUGUGGAAGUUUGAGUCUUUGACCCGCGAAUGGAUCGAGUGCAAGAAGGUCGAGGGCGCCAGAGCCGAGGAUGUGAUCGAGAACGAGCGUAAUGCUCUUGCGAAGGAGCUCCGUGUCGCCUACUUCAAGCUCGACCCUUACAUCCGCGCCCGCAACCUCUACCACCGCUCAGAGCACCCCGUCCUCCAGGCAGACGGUGCCACUGUCUGGACCUACAAGAACUAG